CCGACGGAGACCCCGACGCCACCGCCGCCGCCGUCCAAGUCGCUGUCCUAGUGCCGGUGCGUCGUCAGGUCUUAGGUUCGCGUGUCCGUCGCCGGCAGGCGCGGACCCUCACUGUCAACCACACGCGGGAGGCACCUGGUGGAGAGGACUUCUCGUCUAAGUGUCUGUGACGUCGCCGGCUCCCCGAUGAGGAUGGCGCUGUCGGGCUCGCGCACAGAGUUCCUGGCGGGCGACACGCUGGGCGGCGACAUCCAGUACGGGCGGUCGGGCGGCUGCUUCGUGUCCACGCGGCGCGGCAUCAUGUGCGCGCUGCUCGUGGCCGCCGCCCUCGUCCUCGUUGGCCUGCUCGUCUUCUACCUGGCGCCCUGCCCCCACGGAGGACAGGGUGCGUCCGCAGCCAAUGGCACGGCCGCGCAGGCCACGGGCGGUCCGGCCGAGGGCGGGGACACCGCGUCCUCCGUCCUCCCCGAGGGCCCGGGCGGUGGGGACGCCUCCACCGAGACCACGCCCUCGAAGGGCGCGCCGGUCAACCUGCGCCUGCCCAAGGAGGUGCGGCCGCGCUACUACAGCAUCUGGCUGCAGCCCUUCAUCGGGGACCCGGCCUCCAACAACUUCACCUUCAAGUCGGCGGGCGAGGCGUGCGCGAGCGUGUCGCUGCACGCGCGGGAGCUGAACGUGUCGUGGGACGAGGUGUCGCUGCGCCUGCUGCCGGCCGGCGUGUCCAGCGUGGAGGCGCCCGGCAGGGCCGGCCGCGCCAUCGGCAAGAAGUACAAUGCUAGCGCCGACAACGCCUCGGCGCCCGCCGCCGCCGCCCCCGCACCCACCCCGGAGACCAUUGCCGUCACGGCGCACGCGGUCAAUAAAGAGGUUUACGCAAGUUCUAUGGAGAAUGUCACGAACAAAGAUGAAGAAGAAGAAGAAGAAGAAGAAGAAGAAGAAGAAGAAGAAGAAGAAGAGGAAGAAGAAGAAGAAGAUGAUGAAGAAGAAGAAGAGUGGCAAUUAAUGACCUUAUAA
Molecule: messenger RNA, 1014 nt
Organism: Gryllus bimaculatus (two-spotted cricket)
Lineage: Eukaryota; Metazoa; Arthropoda; Insecta; Orthoptera; Gryllidae
Source: the annotation of a GenBank genome assembly